AAAAAUUUUUAGGAAAGAAAAACAAAUUUACGGCAACCGUAAUAAUGUGCUACAUAAUUUAAAAAAUAUAUUCGGUUGGUGCAACUCACGCACUUUGUGUAUUAAUUGGGUGGAAAUUGUACAACGUAACUUAGACACAAAAGACACAAACGUUCGGACAAAACUGUAAGCGAUUUCCGCCCUCGCGUCACCCUCACAACCAAUAAGAGAGAAAAAAAUCGAUUUUGUGAUAGUGAUAAGGGAGCUUACGCUAACGCUUACGCUUACGGCAACGCCGAGGCUGAGACUUGCUUGCAUAGAAUUUGGCAAUUGAGGAGCAACUAAAGUUGGAUAAAACGGCAGCACAAUGAAUUUGGACUUUGCAAGGGUGUGUGGCAAGCACAAUCUUGUUUACGAGGCGUACUACAAACAGAUUGAUCCAAAAGGCACUGGAGCUAUCGAGGCUAUGACGGCGGCAAAGUUUUUGAAAAAAUCUGGACUCAGCGAUGUGGUGCUCAGUCGCAUUUGGGAUCUAUCCGAUCCUAAUGGCAAAGGCUUUCUUGACAAGCCAGGCUUCUUUGUGGCACUCAAACUGGUGUCGCUGUCGCAGACGGGUCAGGUGGCCAACAUGAACAACAUCUAUAUUGAUACAGUGAAUCCGCCAAAAGUGGGCGAUAUACCAAAAGUUAUUCCUACGCGCAUACAAACUGUGCCAGUUGCUAGUGGUGGCACCGGUGUUCCCAGCGGCGAUUGGACAAUUAGUGUCAUUGAUCGACUAAAGUACGAGCAGCUGUUCGAGUCGUUGCACCCACAGCACGGCAUGCUACCGGGAAAUAAGGUCAAGGGUGUGUUAAUGGACUCAAAGCUGCCGCUUAAUUUGCUUGGCACCAUUUGGGAUCUGGCCGAUCAGGAUAAGGACGGCAAUCUGGACAAGCAUGAGUUCAUUGUGGCCAUGCAUCUCGUCUAUCAGACGCUGCAGAAACGCACUAUACCCAAUGUGCUGCCUCCGGAGCUGCGCAAAGCUCCCAAGCCAGCAAUGCCGCCACCACCGAUUGCCAUUGCCGGCGGCGCUGGAGCCGCAAUGCCUCGAGCACCUAGCGGAGAAGGAUUCGGCGACGGCGGCUUUGUAGCUAAUUUUCCCAAAGAUAUAGCACCGCCAGCAGCAAUACCACCAUUGCCCGUUGCGGUGCCGCCCAUGACACGUAUACCGCCUGUGGGCGCGGUCAGCACGCAACCGCUGAUACAAACCGAUCCAUUAAUACCAAUCGGUGCACCGCCUUCAGUUACGGCGAAUGCCGACUGGGUGGUGACUGCCAGUGAGCUGGUGAGAUUCGAGGAAAUCUUUAGGCAAUCGGACUUGGAUAAGGAUGGCCUGGUUUCCGGACUCGAGGUGAAGGAUAUUUUCAUCAAGUCGGGUAUACCACAACGCACGUUGGCAGAUAUCUGGGCUCUUUGCGAUACCAAUCAAUCAGGCAAGCUAACUGUGGAGCAGUUCGCUUUGGCCAUGUGGCUGGUGGAACGUAAGCAGCGUGGCGUAGAUCCGCCGCAGGUGCUAACGGCUAACAUGGUACCGCCAUCUAUGCGUGCUAUAGUGUCUGGCGUUGAUAUGCAGCCGCAGGAAACUAAGCCCACAUAUUCCAAUCCGGAACUGGAGAUGAUUUCGAAAGAAAUUGAGGAACUCGCGCGUGAACGUCGUGCGCUCGAAACUGAAAUCGCACAGAAGGAGGCCGAUGUGCGUAUUAAGAAUGGCGAAGUACGCAGUCUGCAGAGUGAAUUGGACACAUUGACAGCAACGCUGAAGCAAUUGGAAAAUCAGCGUGGCGAGGCACAGAAACGUUUGGAUGAUCUGCAGGCUCAAGUUAUAAAGAAUUUGGCCGUGUUGGCCAACGUAAGUCUUGAUAUUAACCACACCAGCAAUCAGGUCACUAAGAUACGGGAUCAGUGCCAGAAGCAAGAAGAAACAAUCAACGAACAGGAGGGCGAACUGAAUGCUAAGCGCUCGGAGCUGCAGAAACUCAAGGAUGAGGAGACUGCGCUACAAAAGGAAUACGAUGACAACAAUCGUGAGCUAACUAAGCUAACCAAACAUCUGCAAAACACACAACUGCAGAUAAGCUCUGUACGUUCAAUGGUUACUCAGCUAAUGGAAACUCAACGUCAAAUGACCGAUGCUCUGCUCAUUUGCCGCGCUGCCAUGGAGAGUCAGAAUGCCGAGCUUGUCUCCGAAUAUCAGCUGAAGAUUGAGCCGGACUUUGAUGAUGCUCGCAAGACACUAGAAAAGCAAAUUGAAAUGCCCAAAGAGGAUCCGUUUGAGGAGAAUAACAGCGGUGCUGCCAACAAGGCCAAUGGCUUUGACAACGAUCCAUUUAGCGGUCAGGUUAGCAAACCUGCCAUUAACACUACUGGCUUCGAUGAUAGCUUCAACAUUAGCUCUGGCUUUGAUAGCGGCUUCGAUGGCUUUGGCGGCCAGAGCCAAAGCUUUGGCCAAACACAACGCGAUCCCUUUGGCUCAGAUGCUUUCGGUGCUACUAAAGCCGUAACGCCAGAACCCGGCAAGGAUGACUUUGGCAGCGAUCCGUUUGCCGCAUUGCAUGCACCAACUGGCCAGGGUCAGGUGCUCAGUCCUAACACACAGCGUUCAGGGCCACCACCCAGACCAGAGUCACCUAGUCCAGCAUUACCGCCAAAGAAGUCCAAGGUACCACCACCUAGACCAGCACCACCAAGAGCAUCACAGCCCACAAGCGGUUUCGGCUCCAGCGCUGCUGGUGGCGGCGGCAGCGGAUUUGCUGAUUUCGACGACUUUGACAAUAAGUUACAAAACAUUCCAAUAAAACAACAACAGAAUACUACCACGCCCAUACCCGCGAUAAAUGCAACGCUGCUCGAUAGCUUCUCGCUGUUUGAUGAUCACAGUAAGGCAACUAGCACCAGCACCACAACAACAACAACAAAAGCCAUCACAACAACAACAACACCACAGCCAAUGCAAACACAAUCCACACUGCUACUGACAUCAUCAACAGCGUCCACAUCCACAUUAGCCACAGCCUUAGCCUCCCCAGCAGUCAGCACGAAUAACCAACAUUUGUCGCGUUCCAAUACACCGCUGCAGACGGGAGCAGGACUAUUAGCUGGCUCUUCUGGCGCACUCUUCGAUGCCUUUAAAGUGCCCACGCCAGUGCCAGCUGUCGCCCAGGGACCGACAGACUUUAAGGACGAUCCCUUCAAAGAUUAUCGCUAUGAAGAUCCGUUCAACAUUAAGGAUCCAUUUGCAGAUGACGAAGAUGAAGCGGCGAGCUCCGCAGGCGGCAAAAACAAAAAGAACUUUGCCGAGGACUUUAGCUCAGAGGAUGAGCUGUCCGCCAAGCCUCCCAUUCACAUUAACAACAACAAAUCCCAAACAGCUACGCCACUGGGCAGCGAGCUGUUGCAACAGUUUGAUGCAUUCAACAUGAAUGCUGCCAGUCCAGCACUUUCGCAUCACUCCAACGCAUCAACAAAUGCACCAAAAAUCGACGCGUUUGCUGACUUCGAUGACUUUGCUUUGGACAAAUCCACAGGCAGCAGCUCCACGCUUACGUCCACAACAACAACAGCAACGACAACAGCGACAACGAAAAACAAUGCAAAGCAACAACUCAAUGAUUCCUUCUUUAAUGCAUUUAACGACAACUUUAAGCUGAACGACACGAAAACCAAAACACCUGAGCCCAUAAAUAAUGCAAACUUUGAUGCCUUUGCUGUUGCCGCCACAAGAGCAACAUCAGCAGCAACAGCAACUGCUGCAACCAGCAAUAACUUUAAGCUUUUUGAUGCCUUCAAUGACAACUUUGAGGAUAGUUUUAACAACAAGCCCGCUCAACAGGACUUUGCACAGUUUGAUGCCUUUGAUGUGCAUAAUUUUUCCAGCGAUUUUGGCAAAUCCACGCCAGACAGCAACGCCAACAAGAGCAGCACGCUGAAUGGCAAUGCCAGCAAGGAUAUUAAAACGCCGCAAAAGUUUUCAGCUGACUAUUCCAAGCCAGAGAGCUAUGAUGCAGAUCUAGAGGAGGCGCUCAAGCGCAGCAUGCUCGACAACUAAAUUAACGCUACACCCACUACCCGCUUAAAGAACAACAAAUAAUGCGAUGUUGAUGCAUGCGAACACAAUUUAACGAAAUUAAUUGAAAUCUUGUGCUCCAUUAGCCAUUUCCAAAUGAAACUUUAGUUGCUUUCUUAUGUAUGUGCUCAAUAUUCCAUAUCGUAUACCAUAAUACCUAUGUUGACUGUCUAAGACGCAACAUGCUGAUAUUAUUAUUCUUUAUACUUCUAACAUUAUAAAAUUAUCAAAAGCAAAUAUUUAAUACUUACAUAGCUAUGUAUCAUACAUAUGUGUGUGAAGCAUACGUACAUACAUAAAAUACAUACACAUACUCGUUAAAACGUAGCUCAAGCAUUAUCAUGUUAACACUUGUACCAAAUGUCUAUGAAUAAACGAGAGAAUCUACUUACGACAA
This is a messenger RNA of Drosophila busckii, 4478 nucleotides long. It is a transcript of the gene Eps-15, whose product is annotated as epidermal growth factor receptor substrate 15-like 1. Gene Ontology annotation, biological process: endosomal transport; endocytosis. Gene Ontology annotation, cellular component: plasma membrane; clathrin coat of coated pit; cytoplasm. Gene Ontology annotation, molecular function: cadherin binding; calcium ion binding. The record is from RefSeq and is a predicted model, not a curated record. NCBI's taxonomy places the organism in Eukaryota, Metazoa, Arthropoda, Insecta, Diptera, Drosophilidae. The transcript has 12 exons. Bases 347 to 4063 code for a protein of 1238 amino acids.